Molecule: messenger RNA, 10093 nt
Organism: Stegodyphus dumicola
Lineage: Eukaryota; Metazoa; Arthropoda; Arachnida; Araneae; Eresidae
Product: calpain-5-like
Biological process (GO): proteolysis
Cellular component (GO): cytoplasm
Molecular function (GO): calcium-dependent cysteine-type endopeptidase activity
Source: RefSeq, a predicted model, not a curated record
UCAACAACGAAUUCCUACUUUGACAGUAUUCACAUGUAAUGAUCGUAUUUCUGUACUCAAAGUGGAAUUAGAGCUUUUGUAUUAUCAGUAAAGCGUGUUUAGUCCACACUGAAUACUUAUUUUGAAAUUUCAAAAAGAAAAUGACCGAAGCUAUAGUGCCUCUGGAGUCUGGUAUCAGACAGCUUUUUAAUAGGACUUUAUCUAACAGAAGUUCUUUCGCUUCAAAUUUAUUCAGCCCUGUGUGUAAACCAUUUAAAGGACAAGUUUAUGAAGAUCUGAAACAUCAAGCCCAAGAAGCAGGACAACUAUUUGAAGAUCCUGAAUUUCCUGCUGAUGAUACUUCACUUUUUUCCCAGGGAAAUGUUGGACAGCUUCCUGGUCAAGUGGAAUGGAAAAGACCAAAGGAAAUACAUGCAAAUCCAAAACUUUUUGUUGAUGGUGCAUGUAGUUGUGAUGUCAUUCAAGGAAUGCUUGGGAAUUGUUGGUUUGUUGCUGCAUGUUCAUCCCUUGCCCAAGAGAAAGAACUAUGGAACAAGGUUAUUCCAGAUUCUGAAGAGCAGGAAUGGAAUGAUGAACAUCCUGAAAAUUAUGCUGGUAUUUUUCAUUUUCGGUUUUGGUUAUUUGAUGGCUGGUACGAUAUUGUUAUUGAUGAUAGACUUCCAACUAUUGAUGGGCAACUGAUAUAUAUCAAAUCAAGAGAUAAGAAUGAAUUUUGGGGUGCUCUUUUAGAAAAGGCAUAUGCUAAGGUUGCAGGAGCGUAUGAGAAUCUUGAUGGUGGUAAUCUGUGUGAUGCUCUUAUUGAUUUUACUGGUGGAAUAGCAGAAACUUUUGAGCUUCAGGAAGAGAAAUACUAUGAAAAUGAUGAAAAAAAGAUUAGUCUGUUCCGAAUGAUGCGCUCAGAAAGUGAAAACCAUUCCUUACUGAGUUGUGCUAUUUCUGCUGCAUCUCAAGAAGAAAUGGAAGCUAGAACUGAAGUUGGUUUAGUUAAAGGGCAUGCAUAUGGAAUCACUGCUGUUAAAAAAGUGUAUAUUGGUGAAACAGGCUUAAUGUCAUUGUUUGCAGAAAAGGAAAAAAUAUACAUGGUGCGUAUGAGAAACCCAUGGGGACAGAAGGAAUGGACAGGACCAUUCAGUGAUGGUUCAGAAGAAUGGGAAAAGAUUUCUGCAAGUGAGAGAGAAAGAAUUGGUCUUACUUUUGAUGAAGAUGGUGAAUUUUGGAUGACAUUUGAUGAUUUCUGCAAAUACUUCACAGAUUUGUCGAUUUGUCGUUUGGUGAAUACAUCUUGGUUCAGCUUCAAUAAAACAUGGAGUGAAGCAUGUUUCUUAGGAAAAUGGACUGCUGGGCCUCCUAAAUCUGAAACUGAUCGAGCAGGUGGAUGUUUCAAUCACAAAAACACAUUUCUUCAGAAUCCACAGUAUCGUUUUGAUGUGGAAACUGAUGAAGAUACAGUCAUGAUAUUUUUGAUGCAAAAGGACAGAAGAGCUUUGCGAAGUAAAGGCAUCAGUCAUCUUGUUAUUGGGUUUCAUGUAAUGAAAGUGGAGGCAAAUCGACGUUAUCGUUUACAUUCAGUAAAGGAGAAAGCUGCAGGAUCACAGUAUGCAAUGUCAAGGAAUGUCUUUCAGCGCUGCAGUUUGAAGUAUGGUCGAUAUGUAAUUGUACCUACUACAUUUGAGCCUGGACAAGAAGGGGAAUUUCUUUUAAGAAUAUUUACCAGCAAAGCUAAUAAUGGAAAGGAAUUAGUUCAUGAUGUACCAUCUCAGAGUAUGUGGCCCUGCAUUUCGUAUCCUUGUUUGCUUACCAAGGUAUUUGUGAAAGGUGCUUCUGAAUUGGAAAAGCAGGAUCGCUUUGGAAGUGCAGACCCUUAUUGCAUCAUAAAAUGUGAAGGAGAACGAGUACGAAGUCCAGUGUGUCAUGAAACAUUAAAUCCUGAAUGGAAUUUAACUGCAUUAUUUUAUCGCAAAAGUCCAGAUUCACUGAUUAAAAUACAAGUUUGGAACAGCAAUGUUGUCAUGGACACUUGUUUAGGUAAAGCAUCUAUAGAAGCACCUCUAAAUCCUGAACCAGUUGUCAAGGAAGUAGAACUAUUUGGGCGCUUGCAGGAAAAGGGUGUUAAAAAACCUGGUAUUGUGACUGUUGAAAUAGCAACCUACGAUGACCUUUUAUUUUGCUAAGAGCCUUGACUUCUUUUAAAAAUAUGUGUGCAUUUGCUCAAGCUCUACAUUUUUACUACUGCUAUUUGAAAAGUGUAAUAGUGCAUAUGUACAGGUUUGAUGUGUUUAUGUGCCUUUUUUAUAUUUGCAAUUUUUAUCAAAGUAUGUUUUUAUGUUUUGGGAACUUACUUUUACAUUUCUGAGGUAUUUUGUAUGUGUUUAAAUUUUCAGUCCCUUCUGAAAUUUAUUUGAAUGCAAGUUUUUUUUGGUAAACCAUUAUGUUCAUUUCUGGUUAUCAGCUUGUUCCAUCCCAUUGAAAGUAUAUUAAAUAUAACUAGAUUUAGGAAUUUAUUUUUUUAAUGAACUGCUCUUGUAAACAUAUAUUAUUUUUAAUUAUAUUAAAACAUUAAUCCUGAUUUAUGUAUAAUGUUUUCACUUUCUGAUCAAUGUUUUCUGCACAUAAUGAGGUGCUACUGUUCCUAGUCAUAUUUUUUAAUCAUGAAAUUGGAAAUCAAUUUGCAUCAUAGAAAUAACUGUGAUUUCUAUGUGUAUUUUUUCAUGUAUAAUUGCAUUUAAUUUUACAGUUUUUUUCAUUCAUAAAAUUUGUUUUAAUAUCUGCACACUAUUUGAAAACUUUUGUGAACUUAAUUUUGAGAAAUUAAUUUAGCUGAUAUUGUUUUGUCAUUGUUAUAAGCACCUGAAAUUAAAUAUUUUUAUCUUUUUUACUACAUUAAAUUACAUAUUUAGACUUAUAAUGAAAAAGAUUUUUAAGAUGCAGGUUGAUGUCUUAAGAGAUUAUUUAAUAUAGGUAACCCUUAUAUAACACGGUAGAUAGGUUCCUAGAAAAUACAGUGUUGUGUGAAGCUGUAUUGUAUGAGAUCCAGAGCCAGUAUAAAAAGGGGGGUUACGUUCCGAAAACUUAUCAAACACAAAUAUUUUUUUAAUUCCACAUAAACAGCUUAUUUUUUAUUAAACAUGUGUACAACACAAAAGAAAAAAUAUUACAUAUUUUAAUUUAAUGCAACUUUAGUUUAAUAAAUUUUUUCGUUGUUAUUGCUCAGUAUAAUAAAACGAGAAAAUUUUUUUGGUAGAAUGAGAUAUCUUUCACUUUCAGAAUUUCUUUCUUCAUUUAAAGUUCUUGCAUUUUCUUCCCCUCUUUAAAAAAUCUGUAAUUUUACUUUGCUUACUAGUUCUUACUGGGUCAAUGUAAAUUUCUUGGUAUGAAGCUAGACCAUUUUGCAACCCCCUUUUGAAUUUUCGGCUUAUUUCAGCGGAAGGAUCUGCAGUCAAGAAAAAUUAUUCGAGAUUUUCAGCUAAGCUUAGGCCUUCUUUUAAUUAUUUUAAAUGCUAAGUUAUUAACUGCACAGUCUUCGUUAGUGCUAGUGUCUGGCUUUGGAUGCCAUUUCCAUCAAAUCUGCUUUGUCAAUUUCUUUUUCCUCUAAUAAAUAAAUCUUGAACGUCCUCAAUAGCCAUGUUGACAAAACCUUCGUCUCCGAUUGAUUUAGCAACUUCUAAUAAGUCACCAAUUUCAUUUUCUGAUGAUUAACACACGUUUUCUAUUUCAAAUGAAGAGGGCCAUAUCAUCUUCUAACAUGCAUUUAACGUUGAUGCUUUGGACUUUUUCGGAGACAAAGUACGAUGUCAAUACAGUGUUGUCCUAUAUGUCUUCCAAGCUUCCAUUAUAUUAAUUAAUUUUGAAUCGGUUAUGUCUAAAAUACACUGCAAUGCUCUUCUUAUGUAAUAUGUUUUAAAAAUAUAAAUAACAUAUUGUUCCAAUGGUUUUUCUGCCUUAAAUAACGUUAAGCGUCUGGCACAAAACAAUUUAAAAGCCAAUCUUUAGCUUCAUAAUCAACGUCCUAGCAGCUUCACAAUCAGCCGAUGCAGAUUCUCCUUGAAUUCUUAUGCUAUAAAUUGCGAGAAGCUUUUUUAAAUUUUCGAACCAACCUUUACUUGCCGCAAAAUCUGGGUUGACAGAGUAUUCUCCGUGUUCUUUUAGAUGCUUGAAAAUUUUGAGUGUUUUUUGUUUAAUGAUAUUAACAUUAAACGGGAUUCUUUUUUGGCAGCUAUCAUGAAUCCAAAUGCUGAAUGCCUUUUCCAUCUUCUCAAUUAUUGGCCCCUGGAGGUGAACUGCAUGUUUUGCGGAUGUCGAAGAUACUGCAGCAACUGCACUACUUAUUUCUGUUUCAUUUUUUUAAUAGUCCGGACUGUUGCUUCAUUCAAAUUAAAAGUUUUUCCAAUGUGAGAUGCCUUUUCUCUAUUUAAAAGACAGUCCAAAAUUUGCAUCCUUACUUGUAAAGAAAUGAAUUUUUUCUUUAAUGUUGUUUAUCUUUAUCAGACAUGUUUUGAGACUGAAACUUAAGAUCUUAAAGACGAAAAAGUUAUUCUUUGACACACUGUAGCUAGGUGCAGACUGCCGUCCAGCAAUAUGAGACACUUUUGUUUUCAGGCCGUGGAGAUGAGGAUUCAAAUUUUGGAAACCGAACAUGCAGGUUGUGCGUUUUAGAACACUUAUCGUGACCUCAUGUUAUUCACCUUCUGCGAUAGUGAGGUUUCUUCUUUGUUAUCUGGUGAUUGUGCUAUCUUGAGACUGGGUAUUGUUUCUGUUAUGCUACUGGGCUCUGAAUAUCAUGGAAGGAAAUGAUUUUCCUCCAUUACCGGUUAAGAAUUCAACCGUCGCUCUCCACCACAUGGCUCAUCUCCCUGAGGACAUUUGUUCUUACGGUUACCGGAUCUUGGAAGACAACUGGCAGAACUGGUUUAACUGGCAGAACUUACAAAACAAGGAUUCUUUUGUGUUAAAUUACUGUAUGGGUGCUUUGCUCAAUCUGGAAAAUCUUUGUGCGGAGUUCGUUAAACUUGGGCAAUUUUCUUAUCAUGUUAGAUAGAAACCAUGCUGUAGGAGGGUUCUCGUAAUUUAUGAAUCGUGUUAUAGUGAAACCGUGUUACAGGAUACCGUGUUCUAGGAGGGCUACCUGUAUUUGAAAAACAAAAAGGUUAUUGAGAAAUCGGUGAAUGUGUGUUUUCAGUGAUUAUAAAAUUAAGUGAAAAUAAAUGAAAAAAAAUUAUUUAAAAAUAUUGUGUGUUUUAUAAAAAAUAGAAAUAAUUAUUAAGGAAAAUGGUAGCUAAAGACAAAAAUAGAGGAACAAAAGUUGAUUCAAUUUUAAUUAUCAUUGUACAAGAGAAGUUGAUAACUUUUAAUAACUUUUAAAAAUUAUUAACAUCUUUUAUUUAAAAUCGAAAAUUUAUGUUAUAGCUGUAUUGAAUGUUCUAUAUUUUAAUCAAUGUCACCAAAUAAAUUUUGAUUUUUAUAAGUGAAAUUGAGUAUCUUCAAUCUGAUCGACCUGAAUUUCUCUUUAUGUAAAUUUCCAUGCACUUCAAUAAUAAUUGACAAGAACAUUCAUUGUCAUAAUUGUAUUUUAUUUAACUUGAAUUUAUGUUAGAGUUCCAUUGUUUGAAUGCCAGGAAAUAACUGUCUUGUCAGCUCUUCUGAUAUAUGAAUGAAAAUUCAUUUUUUAGAAUAGUUGACAAUUAUUUUCUCGAAAUAUAAUAGAAUUUACUAAUUUAUAAAUUAUUUAUGAAAAUAUAAUAGAAUUUACUAAUUUAUAAAUUAUUUAUGAAAAUAUAAUAGAAUUUAAAUAAUUUAAUACUUAUAGAAUUAUUUUAUCAAAAUUUAUUAUUGUAUGCGGAUAGCAGUGUAUUUUAACGUAAUUUCUGCCUGUGUUCACAAAUGCUUGUAAAGGAUGCAUUAAAUUUCAGUAAAUUAUGCGAAUCAUUUGAUCUGUUUUAGAGUAAUGUCCUGGUGGAAAAGAUUGAAAGUACAAAUUAACAUUAAAAGAUUUUUUGGGGGUAAUGAUUGAGUGCAUAUGUCAAAAACUUAACUAUAUUUUGCAUUUAUAGCUGUGUUGUGCACUAAGCUCUUAAUGUAAAUUAAAUGUAUUUCUUUUUGAUAUUUUUAUUACUAGGCAUUAUUUUGAUAUUGAAUUUUAAGUAAAUAAGAAUUAAGUUUCCACAGAAAAUUAAUGUUAAUUUUUUAAUUUUCUGGUGUGCUUGGAAGUUCUUUUAAAUAUCGAAUAUCUUCUCCGUCCUCAUAAACUUCACCACUUUAAAAAUUUACUGUACGUAAUCAUAAAUGAUAUUAAUUAUUUUUCUUUAAUGUGGCACUUUCCAAUGUUUUAUUGAAUAAAGUUUCAGCAACUUGCAACUCUUUUUAUUGUUAAAAUUAUGAUUUGUAUAAAGAAAAUUAUUCCUUUAUAUUUUAAAAAAAGAAGUAGCUUACUUCAAAAAAUAAUUUUUAAUCAUGCAAGUCAGACUUGUACUUUUAUAUUCCUACUUCAAGCCAAUUCCUCAUUAAGCCAAGCAUUUACUAAGCUUGUGUGUAAUUUUUUGCAAAAGAAAGCUGUGAUAUUAAGGUAGCAUUGUCUUUUUACAGCAUUUUUAUUAAUCAUAGCCUAAUCUAAGAUGUAAAAUAUAUAAAUGAAUUAAAAGUUUUGCACAGUUCAAUAUGAAAGAAUUGUGCUUCUGCAUGAUUAAAUUGUAUGUAGUGAAAAAUACUUGCAUUUGUUUCUAAGUGUAAGGGCAUUGUUUUUUUUUUGGGAGAUGUAAAGUUUUAAAUGGCUGCACACCUUUUUAGUCAUUAACAAGUUUCUGUGCAUUUGUUCUGUUGUCAACUCUUUUGCACAACUUGCCAAUUUUUCAUUGUGUUCCUUAUUAGUCUUCAUUUGUGUGUGUUUAUUAAAAGACUAUAUUGUGAUUAUUGAUUGAAAAAAAAGAAUAUUAAGAGACAUAGACAAUAAUAUAAUAUUGUCUAUAUUUACUUUUAAACAAAUUAAUUUCAAAGGCAGCUUUCUUAUUUUUUUCCCAUAUGAAUGCAAAAUAUUUGUGCUUUUUUAAAUUUCUUUUUCAUAUUUCCCAUUGAAAUUAAUUUUGUUAAUGUGGCAUAUAUUCAAAUUCCAGACUCAUUAUGUACCUAUCCAUUCAGUUUGGUAUAAAACUGAAAGAGUUUUGCACCCUUAAUUUUUAUAAUUUUUUCCCCAGUAUUUUGGUAAGUUUAUUGAAAGCUAAAAUUUUACGACAUGCAAAUUUCAUCUGUUAUGAAAUCUGUCAUUAGUAGCAAAUUUUUGUGCAUUUGGAAAGACAUAUGGAAUUGUAGGGUUGUUUAUUGAUGUAACUGACUUGGAUGCAUUUAAUGUAAACUGCAUAUUAUGAUUAUCCAUGUAAAUACUUUUUUACUUUUAGUAGAUGCCCUGUAUAUAUUUGUUUACAUUCUGACUCCCCCAAGGAUUCAAAUUUCUCUUCCCAAAUUCUGGGAAAUGUAUAAUGUACUAUACUGAGGGUUGCAUAUUAUUUUGUUCGAAAAGUAAAAUAGGUAACUACUUUCAGUUUGGAAAAUUUUCAAGCCAGUACUUCAGUUAGCGGUUGUUAUUUGUGCUUUUUAGAAUUAGAAUUGCUUCAUGAAGAUACCUUUCAUUAGUUCCUUUUAUUUACUUUAUAUUAAUUUCAAUUAGUGAGAUUUUAAUAAAAAAUUAAAUAUUUAAUAAUCAUGUGCAUGCAGCAUUUGUACUUUUAUUUUAAACUGAUUUACUUCCUAUAAAUACUCUUUUACUUUUCUGGUUUAACUGGCUAUUUGUUUGUCUGGCCUAAGAUCCAUUUCUCGUUUAAAAGCCAGCCAACUGGGACUCUGCUGUAUAUAUUUCAACUCAUUUCAUUUUAAUAUUCUGUUGUAAUUUGUUCAUAUUGCACAUAAUUCGUAUUUAAACUUUUCUUUUGACUACUGCCUCAUGUUGAGUAGUUCUAAGGGGGGAUUGCUUUUUAAAAUACUCAAUAUUUACUUGUAGGCAAUUUUCAUGACAGUUCAUUUACUGUGGUUUCAUUUUGUGGGAAGCAGUAGCUGUGUUCAAUCUGAAAAAUAGCUGUUUAUGUGUAGGAUAAAGUUGAUGAAAUGCAACCAGUUCUUUUUUUAGGCAAUUGAUAAUUCUCACAAAAAUCAUGAACUCAUCCCUCCCCAAAGAAAAGUUGUGUAAUAAAGUAAUGUGGAUAUAGAAAAAUAGCAGAAUAGGCACACAUGAAACUUGGUAUAAAUAGUCUUGAAACAAAUUGUGUACAUAAUUUCCAUUUUAUUAAUUUACAUGUAUUUUUUACCAGCUUUCAUGAUAAAAGAUAUUAAAAAAAACUUAUUACUAACUCAAGGAAAAAAGAGGUUGGACAAAAAAAGUGAACUACAUAUGCAUGCUUAUUAACAAAACUAAAUUUCUACUUCCCUCCUUCAUUUCAAAUAGGCUUUAUUAGUUUUUCCAUCAAUUUAUUUUUUGACAUAAGUAAAGCAUCCUUUAUAUUGUUUUCUGAUUCAGCAUAAUGUAUUUUUCUAAAUAGGCUGGUUUAAAAGAUUCGUGUUAAGGAAUUCAUAUAAAUAAACAAUAGUUUUCUUUUUAUUGACCGCUUAAGAAAGGUACAAAGCAUGCAAGGUUAUUAAUUACACUGUUGGUAUAUUUAUUUUAAUUAUGUUUAUUUUCAGAGUCAAAACUUUAAAAAAAAAUUUGGUUAUAAGUAUCAUUUUUAAAUGUAAAUUCUAAGAAUAUUUUUUUUGAUUUUAAAUGCUUUUCAUUGACAGAGCCAAAUGGGGAUUUUUAAAAAAAUCAUAUUUGAAUGCGGGGGAAAGAAAAAUUAUUUGCAAAAAAAGAAUUAUACUUACGUUUUUCUCUAGAGUUUAGCAUUUUGUGCUGAUUUGUAAUUUUGUCAUUUAUUGUACUACAUCAAAGUGGUACUUUAAAAAAAUCAGUAAACUGAACUGGAUGUAUUUGCUUUUGAAUCUACUUAAUUCCAAUUCCACAGAUUAAUUCUCCAUCUCUCCUCAUCACUAAUAUAUUUUUAUGUUUAUAUGAGAAGCAUAUCAGUUUAUGAUUUUCAUUAAGCAGAUAUAAUCUUCAUCAAUUAUGAAAUUAAAUUCAGCUGGGCAAAAUUUAGGAUUGUAUACUGUCAUAUUUCUACCAGUGAGAUUUUUUUAACUUUUUCGCUUUUAAUUCAGUUUUUGAGAAUGAAGUAGAAUGUUGUGCUUUUGUAUGUCUUUUUGUACACAUUUUACAAAUCUUUUUCAAUCUAUCUUGAAACAUUCAUGCAUAACGAGAUUAUGUAUUGAAUUAACAUCAUCAUUAUAUUUUGUUGAAUUGUAGCAAUAUAUUAAUCAGUGUUGAGAUAUUUUUCAAUAAAGUUAUUUAAAACCGAUGCUAUUAUUAUAUAUACAAGUACUUCUGUUAUUUGCUCAUAUGUACAUGAAGAAAUAAUAUUGUGUCUUUUUUAGAUUUAUUUAUUUAUUUUUUUUUUUUUUUUUUUGUUAUGAAAGAAAGCAAGCACAUUUUUUUUCCUUACUUGUUUUUAAAUAUUAGUUCUGAUCACAUGUUAAACAAGAAACUUUUAAGGCAGCACCUCACAUAAUGUUGUAGUGUUUUUUUAAUAUGCAUUUAAUUAUUUUUUCCUGCUAUUCAUAAUAGAAAGCCUUUGCAAAAUAUUCUGUAGAUGCAUCUAUUGUUAUAUUUUUUAUCCAGAUCAUAAUAGUAUGAAAUUUCUUGUUAUGUACAUUGCUUAAAGUAAAUUUAAACCUGCACAUUUAUUUUAAUUCAAAAGUAUUGAAAUAAUGCAUCCUGAAUUUUAACCACAUUUCUAGGUAGCUAAUAUUUUACUGUAGAAUAUAAAUGUUAUGGUUAUUUUUACAAAAUAAUGUUCGAACAUAAAUUUUUAUUUGUUAACCUCUAGUUUCAUUAUAGGGUUAUGUUUUUAUUGGUCUGUUUUUAUGAAAAACAAAUAAAAGAGAUGAUGUUUUGUCAUCUUUUCAUGUUAUGCCACAUUUGUGCUUCAUCAGAAAUUCUGCUGGUUGUAAGAUUUGCAUUGUUUUUCCUGUCAUCCCAUUUUAUAUUGUACCUGAGCUCAUGAAUAAAUCUUAAAGCUUUUCA